Molecule: messenger RNA, 136 nt
Organism: Entrophospora candida
Lineage: Eukaryota; Fungi; Glomeromycota; Glomeromycetes; Entrophosporales; Entrophosporaceae
Source: the annotation of a GenBank genome assembly
AUGACUGAAGUAGAUGUCAUGCCCCUUUAUCAUAAUUUGAUCACAGCUGAAGCUAAAUAUCCUGGCUCAAAAACUAUUGGCUUUGAAGAUAUAAAAAUUUCGAAAGUCAUUUGGAGCAUGUAUCCAGGUGGUAAUG